ACCAGCCCUCCUUUCUCCCUCUCUCCCUCCCCCAUUUUUUGAAAGAUAAACCACCGCUUUGUCAUCUCUCUCUCUCUCCAUCGCCGGCUCUCCGCCGUGACAACCAGUGAAAAAUUCACUGAGAGAUCCUCCCUCCCCUCUCUCUCUCUUCAAAUCGACCGAUUCUUCGAGCCCCGACGGGGGGAGCGGCCGAUCGGCUAGGGCGUUCGGAAGGGGCGGCUAUGUUGGAGGAGAAGAAGCUGCUGAGGGAGGCGAAGAAGCUGCCGUGGGAAGAUCGGCUACUCCACAAGAACUGGAAGGUCCGGAACGAGGCCAACCUCGACCUCGCCGCCCUCUGCGACUCCAUCGCCGAUCCCAAGGACCCCGCCUCCGCGAAUUCGGGCCGCUUUUCAGGAAAACUGUUGCAGAUUCUAAUGCACCUGUCCAAGAGAAAGCGCUAGAUGCUUUAAUUGCAUUUUUGCGAGCUGCAGAUGCUGAUGAUGGAAGGUAUGCGAAGGAAGUAUGUGAUGCAAUUGUUGCAAAAUGCUUGACUGGAAGGCCGAAGACAGUGGAAAAGGCUCAGGCAGCAUUUAUGCUAUGGGUGGAAUUGGAGGCAGUGGAAGUUUUUCUGGAUGCUAUGGAGAAAGCAAUCAAGAACAAAGUUGCUAAGGCUGUUGUCCCUGCAAUUGAUGUUAUGUUUCAGGCAUUAAGUGAAUUUGGGGCAAAAAUUGUACCGCCGAAGAGGAUAUUAGAGAUGCUUCCCGAACUGUUUGACCACCAAGAUCAGAAUGUUCGGGCAUCAUCCAAAGGACUGACCCUUGAGCUUUGUCGUUGGAUUGGGAAAGAUCCUGUUAAAUCCAUAUUAUUUGAGAAAAUGCGAGAUACAAUGAAAAAAGAAUUGGAGGCUGAGCUGGUAAAUGUUUCGGGGACAGCAAAACCAACACGAAAAAUUAGAUCUGAACAAGACAAAGAGCCAGAACAGGAAAUUGUAUCUGAUGUUGUGGGUCCCGGUCCUUCUGAAGAAGCUGUGGCUGAUGCCCCUCAGGAAAUAGAUGAAUACGAGCUUGUUGAUCCGGUUGACAUUCUGACUCCUUUGGAGAAGUCAGGUUUCUGGGAGGGAGUGAAAGCUACCAAAUGGUCAGAGAGGAAAGAGGCGGUCGCAGACCUAACCAAGCUGGCUUCAACCAAAAAAAUUGCUGCUGGUGACUUCACAGAGAUAAGCCGUACACUGAAGAAGCUUAUUACGGAUGUGAACAUGGCUGUCGCAGUAGAAGCCAUCCAAGCUAUCGGAAACUUGGCUAGGGGACUGAGAUCCCAUUUUUCAGGAAGUUCCCGCUCCUUACUUCCGGUUUUACUGGAAAAACUCAAGGAGAAAAAACCGAUCAUGACUGAGGCACUUACUCAAACUCUUCAGGCAAUGCAUAAGGCUGGGUGCUUAAAUCUGGUGGAUGUUGUUGAAGAUGUUAAAGCUGUGGUAAAAAAUAAAGUUCCUCUUGUGCGAUCGUUAACUUUGAGCUGGGUGGCAUAUUGUAUCGAAACAAGUAGCAAGGCAGUUGUUCUCAAGUUGCACAAGGAUUACGUGCCGAUUUGUAUGGAGGGCCUCAAUGAUGGGACGCCAGAGGUCAGAGACGCUGCCUUUUCAGCUUUGGCAGCCAUAGCUAAGUCAGUUGGCAUGAGGCCUUUGGAGAGUUCGCUUGAAAAACUUGAUGAUGUGAGAAAAAAGAAACUCUCUGAAAUGAUUGGGAGUUCUGGAGGCGCUGUUCCAACUGGUGCUGGGGCAGCUACUGUCCAAGCUUCUGGUGGGAUCUCUUCCUCAGUGGAGGUUGUAGACAGUUCAUUUGUUAGAAGGUCAGCUGCUAGCAUGCUUAGUGGAAAGAGGCCACUUCCUGCUUCGAAUCCGGGCAAAAAGGGAGGCACCGUCAAAUCUGGUGGCGGAAAGAAGGGAGAGGGAACUGCACAGGCUAAACCUUCGAAAGCUGUUGUACCUGAAGAUGUGGAGGCGAUAAUAUUCCUUUGAAAGUUUAUUGCUUUGUCUUGAAUAGGGGUUUGCAACGAAAUUGCCCAAACUGGGAACCAACCGGACCGGACCGGACCGAACCGGCCGAUUUUGGAUGGUUCCCAUGGUUUGGGGCUAGUUCUCGAUUCCUAAUCUUGGAACCGGUGGCUGGUCGGUCCGGUUCUUAAUUCCAAGGUAGGAACCGAACUAAACUGGACCGAUCGGACCAAACAAUUUUUUUUUUUAUAUAUAUUUUAUAUACAUCCAAUUAAUAAAAUAUAUAAACAUGAUAAUUUAUUGUAA
Molecule: messenger RNA, 2278 nt
Organism: Eucalyptus grandis
Lineage: Eukaryota; Viridiplantae; Streptophyta; Magnoliopsida; Myrtales; Myrtaceae
Product: protein MOR1-like
Exons: 17
Coding region: 572-1996 (474 amino acids)
Biological process (GO): microtubule polymerization; establishment or maintenance of microtubule cytoskeleton polarity; mitotic spindle organization
Cellular component (GO): microtubule plus-end; spindle pole; kinetochore
Molecular function (GO): microtubule plus-end binding; microtubule plus end polymerase activity
Source: RefSeq, a predicted model, not a curated record